Messenger RNA from Leishmania braziliensis MHOM/BR/75/M2904, 1215 nucleotides. RefSeq lists its product as hypothetical. Bases 1 to 1215 code for a protein of 404 amino acids. The transcript has a single exon. Lineage: Eukaryota; Euglenozoa; Kinetoplastea; Trypanosomatida; Trypanosomatidae. The record is from RefSeq and is a predicted model, not a curated record.
AUGUUCUCCGCACGCCACAUUGUGCGGUACUUUGUGGAUCGUCACACCGUUGCAGUGAUGACGGCGUUUGUUUUCUACGUCUUCCUCCUUAGAUGGUGCGGGCGCAUUGGCGUGCGUGAGGUGCAGCAGCGAGCCGCUGCCGUCGCCCGCCCUCAUCGCAGCAUCCUUGACAUUUCAGCGUUUGCAGGACCGACGUUCUCGGCCUCGGUACUGGCGCAGAGCGUGUCUGUGGCUGUUCUUCGACUGUCAAACGCUGAUGUAGAGCUGCUGCAUGGUGGCCCUCUCGACCGUGUACCGUCACAGGUCGAGAGGCAGCAGCAGCUGCUGGCCCUGUCGUCCCGCUGGCAGUACUACUUUGCCGUCGGCGACUUCACCCUGGUCUCUGCACCGGCACGCUUAACCUCCAAUGGGAUGCUGACGGAGUGGAUCACCAAACUGGAGUCGGUAUACCCGACAUGCGUGUUCGCUUCUCUUACCGACAAUACGGAGGCCGAUGCCACCGGGGAUGAAAGACGACUUCUCAUCCUGCCCACCACCUGGCAGUCACAUCGACGUGCGUUGGGCGGUCAGCAGCAGCAGUCUCUACGUGUCCUGCUUCUGGAGACGCUCCCGACUCUGGAGCGACUUCGGGAGACCGAGGCGGCGGCUACCGCCGCUGUUGAUGCGAGUGGAGGCGUUGCUAAAGACCCCCUCUUUGUGUUUGUGUCGGAGAAUGCGACUCGCAGAUGGUCCACUGCCAUAGACGCUGCGGAGCUGACGCGUCCACCGGCGGAGCGAUGGCGCAGUGGGAAGUCAAGCCUUGAUGCGUGGGAGGAGAUGCUACAGACAACGUCGAUGCCUCGAGCAGCGCUUCGUGCUGCCGUCGCUGCCUCUGCCAUGCCACCUACUGGGGAGGAUCCUCCAGUGUCGUAUCGCCGUCGCCUUUUGGCGCAUCUGCGCCGGGAGAAGGCCCAGGCGCCGCCCCCGACCGCCAUGACAGACGCGGCGCAGUACAUUCCGCUGCUCGCUGUGCAUCUCGCUGACACCUACGGGGCGCCAUACGUGAUCUUCGCUUCGUGGUGCUCCUCCGUUGGGACCUACGGUUGGACAGCUACCAGGCGGUUGGAGGCAAGCAGUGAGGAGCAAGCGUUGGUGCUUGUGCUAUGCCUGCACGAGAACGAGCUGGUGGAAAUCAUACCCUCACGGCAGUAUGUCUCAAGACACAUCCAGGAGUGA